Molecule: messenger RNA, 1389 nt
Organism: Spodoptera littoralis (African cotton leafworm)
Lineage: Eukaryota; Metazoa; Arthropoda; Insecta; Lepidoptera; Noctuidae
Source: the annotation of a GenBank genome assembly
AUGUUCUGGGGCAUCAGUCCUGCUAUUGAUUUACAAGAAGAAUACCUAAAAUAUGGCGACAAGAACGCCUACGAACUCAACUUCCUUGUCAUCGGAGGCUGCGAUGGAAGGCAUCUUCUUAAAACGUUGGCUCAAGCUUACCGACAUACCAGGCGCUACAUGAACUUGUUCGUGGUCGACGGAUGUCCGGAGCUGGUAGCAAGACAACUGCUCCUCACGUCUCUGGCACUGGAGAAGACAACACGAUGUGGCCUAUUGGAGAAGACCCGUCGUUACCUAGAAGUUUACGGUAAUUUGCUGCUGCGACCCUCUACGUCGCGAUAUCUGAUCGCUAAAGCUCGCCAAUUAGUCGGUAUGGUUACUAACCCUGAGUACAUGAACUGUCUGCUGCCCUGCGUCUCUAUUGAGCAGAUGAAGUAUCGUGAACGUGAUUAUAUGGAGAAUUUAAUGAACUUCUGGACCACGGGCAACACUAACCAGUUUAACGCUUGUGAGCUUUGGGAACAUCGCUUGCGACACAGUCUUGGUAUUAGGUACGACACCAGAAUGGGUGUUUAUGACUGGGAUUAUCACAUGAGAAUGAAGGAAAUUGGGGGCCAGAUUUGUUAUCCGGAAUACAAACAUUUUCGUGAGCACGGCGUGGCCUUUACGUGGCUGGAGACAGAAGUAUGUCGGCCGAACGUGAGCCUCGCUGCUGGUGUGUAUAAGUGCGGUGAUAGAUAUCUCCAUAGAGGCUACCUAGGAGACAUUGUGACGUCACCUUACAUAGGCUAUGGACUGAACUGCGAAGAUGCCGAUAUGUUGAAGUCUUCCCAUGGCGUCAAUUAUAAACGUGCGACGGACAUUGCAGAAAGAAAUGUAAUGAGAAUGCUUUACGAAAUAGAAAACCGUCAAGAGUUUGACGCUGCUGCACUGAACUUAGAGACGGAAAAGAACUUGGGAAUGGUAGUGCUGGCUCAGGUGGAUGCUAAGAUAUCUGAGUGUGGUCCCGAGGCACCUUUGUUGUUGCGUGAGGAUCGCGACACUUACAUCAAUGUAGAUUACGGGAAGGUUCACUUCUUGUCUUUGUCGGCGUUGGAACAUUAUCCUCAUAAGCCACAGUUUCAGGGCUUGUUUCACGGUGUGUUCGUGGGCCAUAAUAUGUUACCUCGCGUGAAGCCUAGCGUGUGGUCAAUGGCACGUGAUGAUGCAGUCGUUUUGAUGGAGUCGAGGAAGUUUUUGGUGGAACAGAAGAGGGAUGAUGUUAAGGCGUUUGGUGAUCAGAUCCAGCAAGCUGCCAUGGCUGCCCAGUGCGAGAAGAUCGCCACGUUCGAUGCUCAGACGGAUGAUUUUGCCAAGUUUCUGAUUCGUCGUAGGAGUGAGAGUACUGAUACUAAUAUUUCCUUUUAG